AUGAGGAAGACGCGUUCUGUAUUAUCCAAGGGCGUGCUUGCUCUCUCCAAAACAGCACUAACGCCUAAACAACUUAUUCAAAGACUACGCGAUGCCAAUGAUGAACUACAAGGUCUAGACCAAAGCGAUAACAGCAGAAAGAUCGUCUCUCAAAUCCAACAUGAUCUCGGGAACAAGACCCUUUUGGCGCAUACCAACGGUGGAGUACAGGUGCUUGUUUGCUGUUGUAUAGCUGAGAUCUUACGGAUCCAUGCACCCGAUUCGCCGUUCGAUUUGGAUCAGCUCUCCAAAAUAUUUAGGUUGAUGUUUAAGCAGUUCCGGAAGUUGAAUGCCGUUGACAAUCCGUAUUAUGAUCAGUAUUGUACACUUUUAAAGAAAGUGGCCCAAGUGAAUUCCAUCUGUUUAAUGGCUGAUCUUCCAGAUAAUCAAGAGUUGAUUGAAGAGCUCUUUGAGGUGUUCUAUGGUUUAGCAGCUAAGGAUAACUUCCCUACGAGACUAUUGGCUUCUAUUACUGAUAUGAUGGCUGUGGUUAUUUCCGAGGUCAAGACCAUCUCUCAAACCGUUUUACGGUACGUUUUAUCUGCCUUUUUGCUCCAUGAAGCAGGUGACAUUCCCGUAGCCACUCCAACUUCUAAUAUCCACUGUCCGGCACUUGUUUUUUCAUUGACAGUGUGUGAAACUAAUAUGGAGCUUAUCUCCCGGCAAUUGGCCCAAUACUUUAGCGAAGUUCUUUAUGAUUCAACUGAAAAGGCUAAAGAAAGUAGUUCGGCCAAUGCCAAGGAAGAAUUAGCUGAUCAACUUCUUAAAAUUCAUCGUCUUUCAGUAAGGAUUUGGAAAUUUGUCCCUGGGUUACUUGGAGCAAUUGUGGGGUUAUUCGAAGAAGAAUUAAAGGCAACAGAUGUUCAUAUUCGGAUCAUAGCAACAGAAACUUUGGGGCUGAUCAUACACAAUACUAACCCUACUAAAGGAGUCAAUUUCUUUACCAGCCAUAAAUCAACUUGGAAUCUGCUUCUUCGGAAAGCAACCGACAUUUCACCUUUAGUGAGAGGUAAAUUAGCCGAACAAAUCCCCAAAUUCAUCGAUUCCGCUAAUAACCCAACUACAGAAACAAAUACAGUCAUCACAAACCUUGUUUGUAAAGGAUUGAUGGACGUGGAUGAAAGAGUAAGAAUAAAAACUUGCAAAUCGCUUUCAACAAUUAAAUUCGGCGAUAUUAAAGAUAGAUUAUGCAACAAGAACUUGAUAUCCACAUUGAACUUAAAUGUUAGAGAGAAAAGUCCAGAGGUCAGGAACCUUUCCAUUCAAAUUCUAUCUAACGUUUACGAAAACUAUUGCAAGCAUGAAACUAAUUCUAGUUUUGGUACUCAUAGUGAAAUUGAAUGUGAAGAAAUAGAAUUGAUGAUUAAACAGAUUCCUUCAACAAUACUUUCCUUAACAUAUAUUAACGAUAAGAAUAUUAAUUACCAAGUGGAUAUAUCAUUGUUUGAAAGCUUGACCCCGUUGGCUGAAUCAAGUAGCAGAAAGAGAGUCGAUAGACUUUUACAACUUUUCAGUACUCUUGAUGCUAAAAGCAAACAGUCAUUCUUUGCUAUUAAUGAAAGACAACAAAAUUUGGCUAAAGUCGUUGAUAAUUUCAUCAGUUUAUCCGAAGACUACUUCACUUCUUCGUCACAAGAUGUUAGUCAAGCUUCUUUUAGUGGGUCAAUUGUUCAAGGUAAAGAAUUAAUCUUAAACAAAUUGGAUAAAAUAAUUAAUUGGCUAGUUGAUUCUUUCCCCACAAACAAAAACACAUAUGGGUGCUUUGAUCGAUUAUUCAAGGUUAAUAAUACCAGGAUUUUCCAAUUAAUGAAGAUCUGUAUUUCACCUGAGUCUGAUUACAAUACCAUCAGAUCAUCCAUGAAGGAGCUUGUGAUAAAACUAAGAGAUUCUGCUAAUAUCCAGAACAACGAUGGUACCCCACUGGUUCAAGAUAUGGUUACCAAUAUGAAACUUUUGCUUUAUAGAAGCUCUGGAUUGCUAUACAACCGUUCUAACAUUCCCGUUUUGAUAAGUUAUGUGAAAGAUACCUACCACGACUUCAAUGGUCCAGCCAGUGAGAUUCUUGUUAUGAUAUCCAAGGUUAAUCCACAGGUAUUACGGUUCCAUGUCGAUGCUCUUGUCAAUUUAAUUCUCGAGAGUCCAGAGGAUCCUAGUGAGAUUAUUAUUCCUAUAACUACAAACUUGAAAACUUUGUACAACUUCUUCAAAGUGUUUCCCGAGUUGUUUCCCUCUGAGGUUCGAUUCAUUGAAAAGUUAAAGAGAAUAUCUUUAAGAGGAAGCCCCAAAAUUGCCAGAUAUUGUAUUAAAAUUAUUGGAGUUAGUCCCAAAAAGGAAAUCUAUUGUGCCUCAAUUAUUCAUCUGAUAUACCCACUUGAUCUAGAUUCACCUCAAUUUGUUACCCAUUUAUCUAUCAUUGCUGAAAUAUGUCAAAUUGAUUCACUUUCUGUCCAAGAUAAGUACGGUCAGAUAACCGAAACAUUAAUCAAAAAGGUCUUCAAAGUCAAUCGUAAUCUUAAUGGGAGCGGAUUGGUUGAUGACACCCAUGAAAGUUGGCUUGAUGAUACAACAUUAGAUGUUGAAUACAGAAUUCAUUCUAUUUAUGAAAAGUUAUUGGGGUUCCGAUUUUUAAUUAAUAAAUUGAAAUCACAAGCUUACAACGUCGAAGAAGAAGAUGAUGAUUCUGAAAGAGAUAGCAUCAUGAGAUUGGCUCUGCCAGUAUUAACAUUAUUUAUUUCAACAAUUGGGAACUCUGGUGAGAUUGUUAGGAAAGAAUGUCCUUCUUGGCCAACACCAGAGACGUAUAAACUGAAGUUACGACUUGCUGCUGGGCUUAGCAUCUUGAAAUUGGCCAAGAUCCCAAUCUAUAACCAAAUGAUCGACCCUACGACCCUAAGAAGAUUAUCCUUCUUACUUACAGACCCCAAUCCACAUGUUAGGGAAUUGUUUAUGAAUUGUUUGCAGAGGAACAUCAAUGAUGGAUUGAUAUCUGAGAGGUUUUUGGCCAUAUUAUACUUUAUUGCCUUGGAAGAUAAACCUGAAGCCAAGAGGGGUGCAACUAUGUGGAUCAAAUCUUUAUUCAAAAGACAAGAAGGAAAGUUCAUUAAGUUUGAAAAGUCUCUUGUUCGUUUAAUUCAUAUAAUUGCCCAUCAUGAGCAUUUUAUUUCACUUCUAGAAGGUGAUAAAGAGAAUAACAGCAGUCAGAUUGAAGCUUAUACUUAUGCUAUAAAGAUCCUUAUAUUUUGUGUCAAGCUCAUUGCAACUUCAGAGAAUAUUUCUCUCUUAUAUUAUUUUGCCAACAGAGUCAAGCAAUACAGAGAUGCUACUGUCAACAAAGAAGUUUAUGAGAGUGAUGAAGCUUCUGCUUCUGAUGAUGGGUUGCCCAGUGUUGUGUUGAACUUGUAUCGUAUUGCUGACUUGGCUCUGAUGAUCAUAAAGGAAUAUGGUGAAAUGAAAGGCUGGGUCAUACCAACAUGGCCAGGCAAGAUCAAAUUACCUUCAGAUAUAUAUAUUGCCAUGUCUUCAGCUUCGGAGCUCCAAUCUAUACAAGGAAGAGUUUAUAUCACCGAUCGAAUUCAACUGCAAUUGAAAACCAUCAUUAAAAGUGAGUUUGUUGGUUUGAAGCGAAAGCAUAUCCUAUCAGACGAGAAGGAAAGGAAAGUAACAUCCAAGAGGACAAAAACCAAACGCAGAAAGCUUGAAAAACCAAUCCCAAAGUCAAAGCAAAAGGUGGACAACCUUCCUACUAGGAGAUCGGGAAGAACCACUGGGAUGGUUAACUAUGCAGAAGUUGGAUCUGAUGAAGAUGAAGACGAAGAUCAAGAUGAGCCAAGUUCAGCGGAUGAAGCAUAA
Molecule: messenger RNA, 3888 nt
Organism: Lizanozyma spartinae
Lineage: Eukaryota; Fungi; Ascomycota; Pichiomycetes; Serinales; Debaryomycetaceae
Gene: PDS5
Product: Pds5p
Exons: 1
Coding region: 1-3888 (1295 amino acids)
Biological process (GO): DNA repair; mitotic sister chromatid cohesion
Cellular component (GO): nucleus; chromatin
Source: RefSeq, a predicted model, not a curated record